UUUUCCCCCACGUGUAAGUGAAAGUUGUGUUCGAGUUUGCAAAGAAGAAAUCAGUAAAUAAACAGUGUAAGCAGGCAAAGCAUCCAUUUUGCAUCUGUAACCUCUGGGAUUAGGCUGGAGAUUUCAAAGCCAAUGGCAGGAAGAUGAGUCUGUUACUGAAUGACCUGCUGCUGUGCUGCCGAGGACUGGAGAAUGACAAGGCCACCGAGAGGAAGAAGGAAGCUGAUCGUCUCAGGAGGCUUCUCCGGGAUCCUGAAACUGUGCGAGAGCUUGACAGCGUGUCCACCAGCAGAGCCUCGAGAGGCAGCACCCAGCUCACAUGGGAUGCCGUGUUUAGGUUCCUGAAGAAGUACCUGCAGAAAGAGACUGAGCUAAUGCAGUCGAGCAAAGCGAAAGUCUCGGCCGCCACUCAGACCAACCGGCAAAAGAAGAUGCAGGAGAUCAGCAGCCUGAUGAAAUCUUUUGUCCGAUGUGCCAACAAACGGGGUCCCAAGUUAAAGUGUGCAGAUUUGCUGGCUCACGUGGUGGAGGUUCUGCAGAACUCCUUUAGUUGUGCUGCGUACGGAGAGGACUACAGCAGCAUGCUGCUCAAAAACAUCUUCUCUGUCCGCAAGUACUGGUGUGAGAUUACUCAGCAGCAGUGGCACUGUCUGCUGGAUGUGUACUGUGGGCUUUUCACUGCAUCCAAAUCCAUAAACCGGGUUCUAGUGAGCAGAAUCAUUCACACCGUAAUUCAAGGUUGCUGCCUGCAAACUGACGGCUUGUCGCACACCCUCUUCAGCUUUUUUGCAAGAGCGCUAAACAAUGCCAGAACAGAGAGACAGCUGCAGGUGCUGGAGCACCUGAUCUCCGCCCUGAACGUGUUCCUGCGCUCUGUGGCGAUGAACCGCAGGAGACGUGUGUGCAGCCUGGGAGAAGAACUGCUUCCUUCCAUCCUGCACGUGUGGAGCCAGAUGAGGCCCAGCUCCAGUCUGAAAGAGGAAAUGGUGGAGUUCUUCAACUUGCAGCUCAGCGUUCAUCAUCCCAAAGGAGCCAAGACAGUGGAGACAGGUGCCCACGCAGAGGACUGGGCGAAAUGGCAGAGUCUCCUCUACAACCUGUACGAGGCUCUCGUUGCAGAGAUCAGCCAGAUUGGCAGUCGAGGAAAGUAUGCCACAGGUUCUCGUCAUAUCGCUGUCAAAGAAAACCUCAUUGAACUGACAGCAGACAUCUGCCAUCAGUUGUUCAGUUGCCAUGAUUUACGUGUUGUGAGGGACGGGACACAGAGCAGCAAGCGACGGCGUAUGGAUCUCGGCUGGGAAAUCCUAAGGGAUCACCUACAGCCCCAUCACAGUGACUUCGACAUGAUACCUUGGCUACAGGUGACAGCUGCCCUGGCCUCAAAAUACCCCUCCAUGCUUCCUACCCAUGAAUUGUCCCCUCUGCUGUCUCUGCUGUGCCAGCUGCUGGGCGAGCAGCAGCGAAGAGGAGAGAGGGGCCUGUACGUGCUGCGCUGCCUGAAGCAGGUGGCUUUGUGCCAGGCCAAAAUCUCAGGAAAGAGCCAGGCUCUGCCUGCAGAGCUAGGUCGGAUUUGGGCCAGAGUGUGGGCGCUGGCGGUGCGAGGCGUCAGUUCAGCCCACACCCAGGAUCUGAGCCUAGAGCUAUUACAAACCCUGGUGCAGUGCCACCUCGUGCCCGUCGACAGAGAGUUCUGGAAGCUCUUCUCUGGUGCCGUGUGUAAACCAUCUGUUGUUUCAGCUCUCAGUCUCACCGAGGCCUUGUCUCACUGUUCGGUUCCGAAGAGCGUAUACAGCAGCGAGUGUCCGUCAUCCGCGUUGCUGGAUGCAGGUUCUCCGCCCUCGCUGAAGGAAGCGAUCAUUGAUUGGCUGCUUAUGAAUGAGCAGAGUGAUGAGAUGGAGGAAAGCAUCAGGCUUCACCCUAUCAUUUGCAGGAAUUUUCCUCUAAAUCUUAUCCCGAGAAUCCUGGUUGCUUUGACGCUGAAAGAUACCAUGGCAGGAAUGGCGUUUCUGAUGAGUUCUCUUCAGCUCGAAUGCGUAUCUCCUCCAGUUCGGCCCACCGAAGGCCGAACCCUGCUGAAUGAAAUCGAGACACUAUACAUACAGGUCAGUUUUGAUGAUGUCGCCUUACAGUCUGCAAUCAAAGAAGGCCACAGUCGGACGUGUCGGGAAACACCUCAGUUCACAGUCAUCGACUCUUUAAGGGCUCGAGUGGAACAGAGUCUUCACGCGGUCGCUGAGCAUCUCCUCAACGUUUACUCUCCUGAUACUUCUAAUACCUCUCCUGAAUAUAUGGUGAGGUGUUUGAGGCUACUUACUGGAACCCUCGGUGCAUUCGUUUGCAUUGGACUCCUCACUGAGGAAUCCGCAGGUCACACUCCUCUCUUUCAGAAAGCAAAGACAAUUGCUCAGGACUUGAGCGAAUACAUUUCUUCUACAAAGGCCAAGUUAAAUGAAGAUGAAAGUCUGUCCAUGCUUAAAUCCGUGAUGCUGUUGUACUCCGAAAGCAUCAGCACAAACAAUAAAGACAGCGUUUCUACAAUCUCUCGCCGAUUAGUCAUGAAGGCUCUUCCUGCUCGACUGCUGAGUGAGCUGUCUGAAAUCUGCAAGUUAAUGCUAGGUAACUCGGCUAAAAGAGACAGUACAGGGGUUGAUAACGAUCCUGACGACAUAGACAUGAGCAGAACUCAGAUGGAGCAAAACCCACAGGAGGAAGUUGACCUGUUUGAUGAUGGUGACGGCGCACAACCCAGCAACAACGCAACCCAGGCGCUUAGUCCCGACCUGACUGAUUCCCAGCAUGGCUUAGGAGCCAAAAGCCCUCUUUCACAGGAGCACUUAAGCAAGCAGGACCUGGUUUUCCUGGACACCCUUGAGUUUUUGUCCCUGUGUGCGUCAUUCGAAACCAGUACCGGACUCGCCUAUAAACCUCUAGACCUUCGGCGCAAGCUGCUAAAACUGUUGGAUCUGAUUGACCGUUCUAAACCUCUGCACCUCCACAUGUAUCUGGUCCUGCUGAAGGUGCUUCCAUCAGAGAGGAUGUCUCUGACAGCUGAAGAGUUCGACUUGCUGAUCGGACCUCUUGCAGAGAUAUGCUCCCAGUAUCGUCAAGAUCAGGAGAUGUGCCGUGUCGUACUUUUAGCGCUGCUCCCGUGCAUACGCUGCCUACAGAGUGCACCUGAGCAGGAUGAGGAUUUGAAUCACGCUCGGGGAGCUCUGCUACAAGUGGUCUCAGGCUUCUGCAUUUUGGGUAAAAGUGGUAAAUGCAGUUCAGAUGUAAGAGCAGCACUGGGAAGCUGUUUACUUGCCUUAAUGGAGGUCGACCCUUGCUGUAAGUGGGUGGUCUUAUCUUUGAGGGAGGAGGAGCUUCCUGCAUGUGCGAUUUUGCCUUCGCAUCUUGCAGACCCUCACCACCGAAUUCGCAUGCAGGCAGCCAUGAACAUAGAAAGACUGUUCCUGGAGAAGGUAGAUUGGGGUAAAGAGCAGAAAAAGAUGCUUCCACUUAAACACCAGCAAACGGCCUUCGAAAAUGUCUACUUGAAGGCACAGGAGGGGACGAAGGUCCAGAGAAACGGAUCCCCCGAAGAUCUGGCCGAUGAGACCUUUAACCGGCUUGCGACUCUGCUGAAAAGCCUAUCCAUGGUGAUGUGCUGCAGCCCCGUGUGUGAGAAGCAGGCCCUCUUCGCCCUCUUUCAGUCCUACAAGGAGAACAACAUUGAGGAGAGCCUGAUUACAAAGGUUUUGCAUAGUGUUUCACUUUGCCUGGGCUACAGAAGUUCUGAGGCGUUCGUCUGCUCUCAUCUGAAUUAUCUGGUGGCUGAAUGGUUGAGCCAGAGACAGACAGAUGCCACCUACACCCUACAGAGUUUUCCUUAUACGCUAUUAAACUGCAGCAGUCUGGAAGAGUUUUACAGGUCAUCGUAUCAUGUUCUUAUCCCACGCCUGGUCUUCCUGAAUGACUUUGAGCAGGUGAAAUCUAUUGGGCAUCACCUGAAGCAAGACUGGAGGCAGCUGGUGGCCAACUGCUUCCCUAAAAUCAUGGUGAACAUCCUGCCUCACUUUGCCCUCCCCGGCCAUGACGCGGAUGCGGCGAAGCAGAGAGAGAACGCGCACCAUGUUUAUGACCUGCUGAAGGAUGACCAGUGCCUGGGGAAACAGCAAAUCGACAGUCUGAUACACGGUAACCUGGCGGACAUUGUUGUCGAGCUGUUGAUGACUCUGUACGAAGGAGCAGGAUCAGGAAAUGCUGAAACAGGAGAUCUGCAGAAGUUCACUGGAGAGCUGGAUCCCGCCCCAAAUCCACCAUUCUUUAGUUCACACGUGAUCAAAGCAACUCUCGAUUACCUCAGCAAGUGUCAUAGCACCAGUCACAAAUCUCUGGUAGCCAUACUGUCCAAGACUCCGAUGUCCAUACAGAAGAUCCUGACCUCAGUUUGCCAGCGGGAAGCUGAGACCACCAACGCCUACGAGAGGCACCGCAUCCUCAUGAUGUAUCAUCUGUUUGUGAAGCUGCUGCUGUUUGAGGUUAAGGAUGGCCUAGGGGGGGCGUGGGCCUUUGUGCUCCGAGACAUCAUCUACACCCUUAUACAUCACAUCAAUAGCAGGUUGGGCCCUCAGGAAGAGGUAUCUGCUCGAAGUCUGGCGUUGUGCUGUGACCUGCUCAUCACCGUAUGCCAGACGGCGAUCCGCUUCUGUGACGACGCUCUGGAGAGCCACCUGCAGGUCAUUGUAGGAACUCUCACUGCACAAGUCACCGAGCAGCCAGCAAUCUCUCAACAGGUGCUUAGUCUGCUGAAGUUCCUGGUGAUAGAAAACCCAGAUAACAGGUAUCUCAGGAGAGCAAUUCCUUUGCUCGAGCCUUUUCCAGAUCAGCCGGCCUUCACAGAGCUCCGAGCGGCUCAGCACAAACUCAAAUACAGCUCUGGAGCCUUUACCCUCAGAGAGGAGAUCGAGCAUUUCUUGUCUGUGACAUCAUGUGACUCCUUACCUCUUACUCGAAUGGAGGGCCUGAAGGAUUUAAAGAGACUUUUGCACGCUCACAAAGACCAGAUUAAGCAGCUGCUAAAAGAAUGUCAUGCUGAUCCGGCCAGCAGUGUGCUGGUUAAACUGGUGCUGAACCUCCUGCAGCUGUGCAAACUGGCAGCCAGCCAUCCUCGAGGCAGAGACAUAUUAGAGGCUGUCGGGGGUUGCUUGGGAGAACUCGGGCCUGUGGACUUGUCUACCAUUGCACUGCAUCAUGGGAAAGAUCAGAUUUACACCCAGGCUGCUGCACUUUAUCCUGAUGUUCUUCAUCAGUGGGUCUCCAUCAUACUCAGCUGCAUGAACAAUGCACUGACCGACCAGAGUAUUUCUGUCCGCCAGGCUGCCGCUGUGUGUUUAAAAGACAUUUUGGCCACUUCAUCCGGUUUGGAUUUCUGGGAGAUGCACAAGAGUCAGAGAGACCCAAUGCUGCUGUACCUGAGUCCGUUUCGAUCAGCAAAGAGAAAAGAGCAGGCAUUGAGAGCGGAGGUCACUUCAUCUUGCAGAGAUCGAGUCGACAGUGCAGAGUUGUGGUCAGUGCAACCUGGAAAACACAAGGAGUGGUUAAGGAACCUGUGUAUGGCUCUGCUGGACAGUGGAGGGGUCUGUAAUGAAGCACUGCUUACAACCCGAGGCCUUUGUGAGGUAAAAAACGAUUUCUGCCAAAAAAUGCUUCCGCUCUUCAUCCAUGACAUGCUGCUGGGAGACCGAAAUGGCUCAUGGAGGGAAAUACUCUCCACCCACAUCCAGCACUUUUUUAGCAACUGCUGCAGACCAGCUGUUUCUGGCAGCCGACCCACCACUCCCAUGUCCCCUGACUCAGGAGACACGGAUGUCGGAGUUCAAAGCCAACCAGAUAAAUGGUCUCUGCGCACCAUGCUCGCAGUUAUCGACUACCUCAGACAGCAGAGGCGACCACUGAGACCCAACAGUGCCGAGUUUGGCACCGUGUGCGAGUCCAACUUCUGGCUGGAUCUGAACUACCUGGAAGUGGCUCGAGCAGCACAGCUCUGCUCCGCCCAUUUCACCGCCCUGCUGUACUCCGAGAUCUACGUGGACAACAUCCGCAACAACAUGGAGGAGAAGCGCAGAGCCCAAUUCCGCACAUCACGUAGGAUCACGUUUGACGACAGCAGCCAAAACUUAUCCAUUGGCAGUAUGUCUGAAAAGAGUGUAGAAGACUCGGGCAUGAGCUUGCAGGACAUCUUGAUCGAGGUGUACAGGAGCAUCGGGGAGCCGGACAGCCUGUAUGGAUGUGGCGGUGGCAAGUUGAUUAAUCCUCUCACCAGAAUCAGGACGUAUGAGCAUGAGGCCUUGUGGGGAAAGGCUCUAGCCUCCUAUGACCUUCAUGCCAAUCUCCCAGAGGUCACGAGGCAGGUCGGAAUAAUGGAGGGUUUGCAGAAUUUAGGGCUUUGUGGGAUCCUGAAUACGUACCUGCAUGGUCUGAGAAGACACGGAACCGAGUGGGCGCCUGAGCUCCGAGAAUUUCACUUCCAGGCCGCCUGGAGGAACACGCAGUGGGAAACGGACGUGGAUGAGAGGAGUGAAAAAUUGAAUCCUGGUUUCAAUGAAUCCGUGUUCACUGCUCUACAAGCACUAAAGGACAAGGACUUCUUCAUGUUUGCUCAAACGAUAAAGGACACUAGAGUCUGUGUGGUUGAGGAGCUCUGUCGUGGCAGUCUGGAGGCAGUGUCUUCUCUUUAUCCAGCUUUGCGCAGUUUGCAAAUGAUCGAGGAAAUACAAAGCGUCAAACAGCUUUUAAGCGAAUCCAGCCAGCUGGACGUCUGUAGGAAGUGGCAUCAGCACUUAGACCUGUUGACAGACAGCGAUUUCAGCCUGGUGGAGCCCAUCCUGGCUUUGCGUUCAUCUAUUCAGGAGAUGCUUCUUAAAUGUCAGACCGAGCCUGAAAGGAAGAGCUUCCUGAGCUCCACCUACUCUUCACACCUGAUGGAGCUGUGCAGGCUGGCGCGUUCUGCAGGCAACACACAGCUGGCAGAGCAGGCGCUGUAUCAGAUGAAGCAGCAGAACACGGAGAGUGGGAGCACUGCUGCAUCAUGGGAGUGGCAGCUGGAGGAGGUGCAAGUGUUCUGGGUGAAGAAGGAGCAAAGCCUUGCUCUGGGAUUACUCAAACAGAUGAUCGAUAAACUGGAGGAUCUGGUGGACGUGAACCCUGCUGUGAUGCCAGUGUACGCUGAGUGUUUAAGGCUGUGUGGCAGCUGGCUGGCUGAGACAUGUUUAGAGAGUCCUGCUGUAAUACUGGAAACUUACUUGGAGAGAGCUGUCACUGUCGGCCAGGGCGGAUCUUCAGACCCUAAAAUUCAGCGGCAGAAAACUCAGGCAUUCCUCUCGCUCGCCCGCUUCUCUGACGCACAGUAUCAAAGUAUCAAGAACUACAUGAGGUCAUCGGAGUUUGAGAACAAACAAGCACUGCUGGACAAGGCCAGACAGGAAGUAGUGCUCAUGAAGGAGAGAAAAGUCAUUGAUAACAGGUACACAGUGAAAGUGCAGAGGGAGCUGACGCUGGAUGUCCGCGCUUUGGAGAAUUUAAAGGCCGACCGCAGACGUUUCCUGCUCAAAGCAGUGGAGAAUUAUAUGCGCUGCCUCGCACUGGGCGAAGAACAUGACCCCUGGGUGUUCCGGCUGGCAUCUCUCUGGCUGGAGAACGCCGACACGAAAAGCGUUAACGACCUGAUGAAAGAAGGGGUGAGCAAGAUCCCAUCUUACAAGUUCCUGCCCCUCAUGUACCAACUCGCUGCACGCAUGGGCACCAAAGUGUCCAAUCCGGUCACAUCUGAAGACGUGGGAUUCCACACUGUUCUCAAUGAGCUGAUCUGCAGAUCGUCCAUGGACCACCCUCAUCACACACUCUUCAUCAUUCUCGCUCUGGUCAAUGCCAACAAGGACGAGCACUUUUCCCGCAGCCGUCUGUCCAAGAGCAGCGCGCGGCCUUCGCCCCUGGACCUGGACAGAGCCGAAGUGGCACAGAAAAUCCUAAAUGUCAUCCAGCAGAAGAAGGGCCAGCUGAUCCGGGAGAUUGAAAGCCUCUGCCAUGCCUACAUCACCCUCGCGUACAUGGAUGCCAGCAAACAUAAAACAGAGAAGAAGGCAAUUCCCAUCCCAACAGAUCAACCCAUCAUGAAGAUUAAAGAUCUAGGAUAUGUCACAAUCCCCACAAUGGAAAUCAAGGUGGAUCCAUCAGGUGAAUAUGAAGAUCUGGUGACAGUCAGAUCUUUUAAACCUCACUUCCACCUGGCUGGAGGCGUCAACCUGCCGAAGAUCAUUGACUGCAUGGGCUCGGAUGGUCAGAGCAGGAGGCAGCUGGUCAAGGGGCAGGAUGAUCUGAGGCAGGAUGCAGUGAUGCAGCAGGUGUUUCAGAUGUGCUCCACGCUGCUGCAGCGCAAUGCCGACACACGCAGGAGGAAACUCAACAUUCGGCGCUACAAGGUGGUGCCUUUCUCUCAGAGAAGCGGUGUUCUGGAGUGGUGCUCGGGUACUGUCCCCAUUGGAGAGUUUCUAGUGGACCAUCAGAAGGGAGCGCACCAACGUUUUCGGCCUCUGGACUGGAGCAGCUUAACCUGUCGCAAAAAAAUGAUGGAAGCCCAGAAGCUUGAAUUCGACAGAAAGCUGCAGGCGUACAUGGAAGUGUGCCAGAACUUCCGUCCCGUUUUCCGUUACUUCUGUAUGGAGAGAUUCCUGGACCCGGCCACAUGGAUGGAGAAGAGACUGGCAUACACACGCAGUGUGGCUACGUCCUCCAUAGUGGGCUACAUCGUUGGACUGGGUGAUCGACACAUCCAGAACAUUCUGAUAGACGAGCAGACAGCAGAACUGGUGCACAUCGACCUGGGCGUCGCCUUUGAGCAAGGAAAGAUCUUGCCCACUCCAGAGACUGUGCCCUUCAGGCUGUCCAGAGACAUUGUGGAUGGUAUGGGCAUCACUGGUGUAGAAGGAGUCUUCAGAAGGUGCUGUGAGAAGACAAUGGAGGUCAUGAGGAGUUCUGAGGAGGUUCUCUUGACCAUAGUGGAGGUGUUGCUGUAUGAUCCUUUGUUCGACUGGACCAUGAACCCACUCAAGGCCUUUUAUUUACAGCAGCAGCAGGACGAGCAGGCUGAGCUUAAUGCUACCCUCAACCCCACACCAGCGGGAGAGGAACCCGAAAGUCAUCGCAAACCCAGCAGUGACAGUCAAAGCUUUAACAAGGUGGCUGAGCGUGUGCUGCUACGGCUGCAGGAGAAACUCAAAGGUGUGGAACAGGGAACCGUGCUCAGCGUCGGUGGCCAGGUCAACCUUCUCAUCCAGCAAGCCAUGGAUCCUAAAAACCUGAGCCGCCUCUUCCCCGGCUGGCAGGCGUGGGUUUGAAACACACACCUGUGUCUCAUACGCUAUAUUACCAAAAGUUUGCGGACACCUGGUCAUCAGUGCAUUUUGAGCAUCGCGUUCCACAUGGAGUCCCAGUUUUCUCUUAUAAUUCCCUUCACUCUUCUGAGAAGAUGUUCCACUAGAUUUUCCUGUGUGCUUGUAAACAUUUGUGUUGAUCAGCCACAAGGGUGUUAGGCACUGAUGUAGGUGAGGUGAUGAUGACUGGGGGUGGAGUCAGGGUUCCAAUUCAUCCAAAAGGUGUUCAGUAGGGUUGAGAUCAGAGCUCUAUAGCAGGAGAUCUUCCAGUCUAAAUUAUGUAAAGCAUAUCUUCAUGGAGCUCGCUUUGUGCACAGGGGCAUCGCAAUGCUGGAACAGGUUUGGGUUUCCAAGUGAAAAAUUUUAUUAUACCGCAUUCUAUGCAAUCGUGUGCCUCGUGCUUUGUGGUAACAGUUUGGAGGCACAUCAGGCAGGAAAGGUCAGGUGUCCCAAUACUUUGAUUCAUGUAGUGUAUCUGCACUUGCUCAUGCACAUGGAUAGCUUUGUGAAAUGAGCAAGUUACUCAUGUACUGUAUUUGCACCUUCAGGUUUGUACCUCCUGUGAGAAGUUUGUUUGCACAAUCAGAUACAAUACAAUUCACUGUAAAAAAAUAUGAAUAAAUAAAAGAUAUAGUUGUUGAGGAGAACGAGGAGAACGGCUCAACCUGACAGUAAACACUCUUUCCAUCCGUGGUGAGCAGAAAAGCAUCUCAGAACACGCAACACUGAGGUAGAAGACCAUGUCGGGUUGUCAGCCAAAGAUCUGGGGCUACAGUCUCACACAAACUCCUGCCUGUUCUCCUACUUGAGAUGCUUUUCUUUCCAGCACGGUUGUAAAGAGCUUUUAUCUGAGCUACUCUCCCGGAGCGUUCCUGUCUCCGUGAACCAAAACUGUGAGAAGAUUCUGUGCACUUUCAGAUACAAUUAAAUGGUUGUUGAGCACUUGGGUGUACAGUGGAGUGCAAAAGUUUGUAUACCCUGGAAUGCAUUUAUUCUGAUUGUUUUCCCAGUGUUCCCUGAUUUGUUUUUUUGUUUUUUUUAUUGGUAAUAACAAAUUAAGUUUGUUGUUCUUUAUUUCUGAAGGUGAUUGAAGCAUUUUCUAAUAAAUCAUAUGUUCACUUGGCUUUAGCUUUUUGAUCUAUCAAUAUUUUCUUCUACUUUUUUUUUUUUUCGAAGGCUCAUUUCACUUGGAAACCGUAGAAGAUGCAAACUUUUGCAUUCUGCUGUAAGUGGAAUAAGAUGUAGCCUUAUAUUUCUGUGUGUUCGCUUCCAUGUUCGUCCUACUGUAUAUGUGUUGUUCCUCAUCUUCCACCCCUCCCCUGCCUUACCCCCCUCUAUGUAUGAAUAAUAAUCCAUUAUUUUGGACAGUUCUUGAAUUUUAUUUUAUUUUUUUUACGCAUACGCCUGUAUGUUUGUUAACAUGUUCGAGUUAAUGAACAAAGCAGCUGCUUGCUCAGGGCUUCACUGUAACUGUAAAACGAUAGGAAUUGAAUCACUCCAAGAUUUAAAGGGUUAUAUGUUGUAUACAUUUGUCAAAAAAAAAAAAAAAAAAAUUGUUUCAACUGACUACCACAGAAAGGUUUUUUUUUUUUAUAUUGGAAGAAAUUGUGUUUUAUAGUUCCGCUGUAUUAAAACUCCGUUCAUAAAUGUAAUAAAAUUGCAGGUUCUUUUGAUUCCCCAA
Messenger RNA from Silurus meridionalis, 11091 nucleotides. It is a transcript of the gene atm, whose product is annotated as ATM serine/threonine kinase. The coding region runs from base 144 to 9374 and encodes 3076 amino acids. Gene Ontology annotation, molecular function: protein binding; protein serine/threonine kinase activity. Lineage: Eukaryota; Metazoa; Chordata; Actinopteri; Siluriformes; Siluridae. Gene Ontology annotation, biological process: DNA repair. The record is from RefSeq and is a predicted model, not a curated record. The transcript has 63 exons.